Xyrauchen texanus (razorback sucker) is the source of this 1834-nucleotide messenger RNA. RefSeq names its product macrophage receptor MARCO-like. Bases 59 to 1453 code for a protein of 464 amino acids. The record is from RefSeq and is a predicted model, not a curated record. Gene Ontology annotation, cellular component: membrane. The transcript is spliced from 17 exons. NCBI's taxonomy places the organism in Eukaryota, Metazoa, Chordata, Actinopteri, Cypriniformes, Catostomidae.
UUUGAUAUUUAAACUGUUACUCUAGCUGUAUACAAGCCACUGUGUGGUAGAGGGGCUGAUGGAGAACGAAGUGGAGACAUUUGAAGGAAAUGCCACUGUUAUCAGCCAGGCAAACCCUCUGUAUGACAUCAACAUGAAGUUUCUUGAGGCUGACCGAUACGAAUUCCAGCACAGUGAGCUGAGGUCUGAGAAACCAGCAUACAAACAGCGCUGUAUUCCUGUUCUUGUGGUUUUCUUCCUCCUGCUAAUUGCACUGAAUUCUUUGCUGGUUUAUAAAGUUUUUACUCUGGAGGCUUGGGCACACUCUCACUGUUUAACUGAUGAUAAUGCCAGCACAGAGAAUCUAAUAUCUACAAGUCAAGCUGUCAAGCAAGGCAGCGUUAGCUCAAACCGACAUGCUAAGCAUGCGUGUCUGUCCAAUCUGUGUGGGGAGGACGGAACUCUAGAGAAACUGAGAAUUCAAAUAAAUCAGUUCAACAUCAGUGCACAAAGAGCCAUGGUUUGCCCACCUGGUCCACCUGGCCCGCCUGGACAAAUUGGACCACGAGGAGUUUCAGGAAAUCCUGGUUUGCAAGGGCCACCUGGAAAAAUCGGAGACACUGGGUCACCAGGUAGGGCAGGUGAUCCUGGAGCUGCAGGUGAAAAAGGAGAGAGAGGUGACCUGGGUGUGGCAGGGGAGAGGGGGCCAGCAGGCAUCACGGGUGCACCUGGUAUUCCUGGCUUAAAGGGGGAUCCAGGAGAGAGAGGAAUACAAGGCUUACCCGGUGCUGAUGGCCAUCCUGGAUCAGACGGAAAGACUGGUAUUCCAGGAGCUCAUGGAUCUCCUGGAAUUCCAGGGCCUAAAGGAGACACGGGAUCCAGAGGUGUCCGGGGAGAGUCUGGACCUCCAGGGCCUAGAGGACCUCCUGGUCCAGGAGGACCUACUGGUCUGCAAGGACCACCUGGAGAAAAAGGUUCACCUGGACCAAAGGGAGACCUUGGCCUUGGAAUUCCAGGACAACCUGGACAAAAGGGAAAUACAGGCUUGCCAGGUGUCCCUGGACAAAGAGGACUGAAAGGAGACAAGGGCAGUAAAGGAGAUUCAGGACUCCGUGGUUUACCAGGGCAAAAGGGAGAGCCAGGUCCUAAGGGUGACAUGGGUAAUGUAGGACCUACAGCUAUUGUUCGUUUAGUGGGAACUGCCAGCCGUGGAAGAUUGGAGGUGUUUUAUCAGGAUACCUGGGGAACAGUGUGUGAUGACAGUUUUGACACUGUGGAUGCUACUGUGGUGUGCAAGAUGCUGGGCUACCAGAGGUCCAACCAAGUGUUCACAGCUACUUCAGGAAAUGGACGCAUCUGGCUGGACGAAGUGAGAUGUACCGGGAAGGAGAAGAGCAUAUUUGAUUGUCCGCAUUCUGGAAUGGGAGUUAAUAACUGUAACCACACAGAGGAUGUGGGUGUUAGCUGUAUUUAAGUCGAAAACACUUCUCACACAAAAAAAAACAUACCCAUAAGGUGGAACUAAAUAGUAUUUGGACACAUAAACUGAUUGACAUUUAUGGAUUUUUUCAUCGAUUGACAUUGUUUUGCUUGAGAAAUUUGCUUGUGCUAUCAUUCACAACGUUGCUUCCUUUUAUAUUUUGUCAUUUAAUGCAUUGAAAUUCAGCCAUUUUUAAGUUUGGCUUCAGUGUCCAAAUAAUUUUUGGAGCUUCUGUAGAUGUACACAUCAACUCCAAAACAAACUCACCCAUUUGUAUACCGUUCAUACAAAAAAAAUUACUCAAGACAUACACAUAUGAUUAGUAAAAAUGUACAGUGAUUUUAUGAUAAAAAUGUGUUACUUUACACUCUGAAA